Molecule: messenger RNA, 1068 nt
Organism: Myotis brandtii (Brandt's bat)
Lineage: Eukaryota; Metazoa; Chordata; Mammalia; Chiroptera; Vespertilionidae
Product: melanoma-associated antigen B5-like
Exons: 1
Coding region: 1-1068 (355 amino acids)
Biological process (GO): negative regulation of transcription by RNA polymerase II
Cellular component (GO): nucleus
Source: RefSeq, a predicted model, not a curated record
AUGCCUCGGCGUCACAAAAACAAGAAACGCCAUCAUGCCCGAAGUGAGCCUCAGAGUCAUGGCAAUGCUCAGGCCACUGCAGAAGCAGGAGAGGAGUCCACUCCCUCUUUCUCUACUCAGCAUGAAGGUAUUAGCCAGGGUCUGCCUAUGGCUGGGUCACGUAACACUUCCCAGGGCCCUCAAAGAGCACAAACCACCACCACUGCUUCUGUAGCUGUUUCUUGCCCUGGGUCUGAUGAAGCUUUCAGCAGCCAAGAGGAGGAUGAGGCUGUCUCCUCUGAGAUCCCACUCUUCACUGAGGUCUCAGACGUGGAUGAUUUCCAAACCAGGAUUGUGUCUUUGGAGCAAUUCAUUCUGAGCAGGUAUAAAUUGAAAAAGCCCAUUUUGAAGGCUGAUAUGCUGCAUAUUGUCGGGGAAGAUUACCAAGACCGAUUUGCUGAGAUGCUCAAGAAAGUUUCUGAGCAAAUUGAAACCUUCUUUGCAUUAGACAUGAAUGAAGUGGACUCAAUCAGACACUCCUACGCCCUUGUCAGCAAACUAAAACUCCCCAAUAAUGGGAGGGUGCGUCCUGGCAAGGGGUUCCCCAAGACCGGUCUCCUGAUGCAUAUCCUGGGUAUGAUCUUCAUGAAUGGCAACUGCGUCUCUGAGGAAGAGAUCUGGAGAGAUCUGCGUCUAAUGCAUGUGUACCCUCGGAGGAAGCACUUCAUCUUUGGGGAGCCCAGGAAGCUCAUCACCGAUUUUGUGAGGCUGGAGUACCUGGAGUGCCGCCAGGUGCCCCACAGUGAUCCUCCACGUUCUGAGUUCCUGUGGGGUCCAAAAGCACACCUUGAAACCAGCAAGUUGAAAGUGCUGGAGUUUUGGGCAAAGGUCAAUGGUACUCACCCCAGUGCCUUCCCAUACUGUUAUCAGGAGGCUUUGCAAGAUGAGAAAGAGAGAGCCCAAGCCAGAGAUGCAGCCAGGGCUGCCACUACUGCCCAAGUCACUGCACUUUCCAGGGCCAUGGCCAGCACAACCUUUCUACCUGUAGAGGAAUCUAAAGCUUUUCAUCCUUCAGACCAGAAUAUAUGA